Messenger RNA from Spodoptera frugiperda (fall armyworm), 2871 nucleotides. It is a transcript of the gene Awh, whose product is annotated as LIM/homeobox protein Awh. Gene Ontology annotation, cellular component: nucleus. The transcript has 6 exons. Gene Ontology annotation, molecular function: DNA-binding transcription factor activity, RNA polymerase II-specific; RNA polymerase II transcription regulatory region sequence-specific DNA binding. Gene Ontology annotation, biological process: regulation of transcription by RNA polymerase II; neuron differentiation. NCBI's taxonomy places the organism in Eukaryota, Metazoa, Arthropoda, Insecta, Lepidoptera, Noctuidae. Bases 158 to 982 code for a protein of 274 amino acids. The record is from RefSeq and is a predicted model, not a curated record.
GCCGCCGCAGUCUCGCGGAGUCCGGGCGCGCGCGCACCCGCACCUCGUGCCCUGGUGCCACGUGCUGACAGUUCAAUGACGGUGUGCACAUGCUGAUGUUUUGUUUUGUGAGCCGCAGCAGAUAAUAACGAUCAAAGUGUUGGCUGUCAAGCUGGAGAUGAAGACGGAGCACCGCACGUGCUGCGCGUGCGGCGAGCCGAUCGCAGACCGCUUCCUGCUGGAGGUGGGCGGCGGCGCGUGGCACACCGGCUGCCUGCGCUGCUGCGUCUGCGCCGUGCAGCUCGACCGCCACCCCUCCUGCUUCCUGCGCGACCGACAGGUCUACUGCAAGCAGGACUAUGCCAAGAGUUUCGGCGCGAAGUGCUCCAAGUGCUGCCGCGGCAUCUCGUCCUCGGACUGGGUGCGCAAGGCGCGCGAGCAGGUCUACCACCUCGCCUGCUUCGCCUGCGACGCCUGCGGCCGCCAGCUGUCCACCGGCGAGCAGUUCGCGCUGCACGAGGACAGGGUGCUCUGCAAGCCUCACUACCUGGAGACGCUCGACGGAGGCUCCAUUUCUUCUGAUGAUGGCUGCGACUCGGAGGGCUACCACAAGAGCAAGGCGAAACGCGUGCGCACCACCUUCACGGAGGAGCAGCUGCAAGUGCUGCAGGCGAACUUCCAGCUGGACUCCAACCCUGACGGACAAGACCUGGAGCGGAUCGCGCAAGUGACGGGACUCAGCAAGCGGGUCACGCAGGUCUGGUUCCAGAACAGCCGCGCCAGGCAGAAGAAGCACCAGCACACCGGGAAGGGCAAACAGAGCCAAUUGGUGUCCCGUGACGCAGACCCGGCGGGGUUUGGCCGCCCUAUCAACCUCCACCUCACCUACUCGUUCCAGAACAAACCGCCUUUUGUGCCGAUAGAUGGAACGUCUUUCACGGAUUCUUCAAUGGAUGAGCUGUCGGAGGACUCCUCCAUCCACUGCAUGCAGAGCGAGGUGUGAGCUGCUGGGCACCACCAGUGCAUGCCCGGAGUCACUGCCCGAGGCCCUCGAUACUGUUUACAAACAUAUUCCUUCAACCGCUCCAGGGUCGGAUGUACCAGCGUUGUAAGGUCUCAUUGCUGACUAUACGUGUAAUGUAUAUUAAUAUACAGUACACUGUACGGUUGUAUAACCGCAAACCAACCAGAGCCUUGUAACAAUAUUCUUAUGACAACGACAUAAUUUAAUCUCAUACUUGCAAUAACUAUAGCAGCACGCUUUAUACAUAUUCUAAAUACUUACUUAAACAUAAUUUAUACAUCUAAAUGUGGACAUUUGAUAUUUAUUGUAAAAAGUUGUAUUUAUUUAUUUAUUUCCAGUAACUGUGAUACGUUCUCUAUCGUAACUGUUUUCGAUUAGUUUACAAUUAUACAUUUCAUAAAUAUUGUACUAAAAAUCUAACUGAAAUAAGAUUAUCUCUGCAAUUUUAUAAAUCUUUAGAGUAGGUACUAUUUAGUUUAGUGCCAAAUCGUAGUAAUAAGAGGUAGCAACUUUAACGUGAAGAAAAAGCAAUAGUAAUUGAGAGAGUACUUAAUCUAGAAUAUAUUCAUAACUAAUUACAUUCCUGUGCGAUCAGAGCAUAGUCUGUUGGCCUAAGUGUAAGAGAAGAAAGCAGCGCGACCGUCUCGCGUGCGGGCAGACGCGCGGGCCGCAGUCCCAGCCUCCGCUGCGUAGAGUAUGCCGAUUUCCCGUGAUAUUUACAAAAGCAAUUUCACUACAUAUCAACAUAAGAUUUUAUCUUUCGGACACCAAUUUAGCCGAAUUGGGUGCCAGUAUGCCAAGGUACCGCUGGCCGAGUAGGUACAAGCAGUUACUGCUAGACUGUCGACAUUAAGUUGAUACGCACACCGUCGAUGUGAUCUUAUCAAGCAUUAUUCACUUCACAGUAUGUUCGUAGGUCUAUACGACAUGUUUCAAUAUCCAUGUAAUGUUAGUGUGUACUGCUCACCGCAAUAAUUUAUUGUCAUUCAUACUAUAUACGUACUCACUAGGCACAUAGGAUACUCCCGAGUGUACAACACACUCGAAUUGUAAUUUGACCUCCUCAAGUCAUUGUAUUUAUUUAACUUACUGCCGUAAUCUGAGUUUUUUAAUGGUUACUUAACCUAGUCCUUAGCAAUUGUUGUCGAUACAAGAUCACUACUAAGGAAUAGUUGAAGUAAUCAUUAAAAAUAAGUUUUGAAACUGACAUGGUCACUAACACUAACAUUAGAACUUAAAACGUGAUAUUUACCAUGAUUCUAUGAUUCUAUGAGAUUCAGAUAUUUCAGCAUUGUUGCAAGCGCCAUGAUCACGGGAUAAACUCGUUCAUGAUCAUGGCGUUUGCUGUUGCAAGCGUCUAAAGUUCUAAUGUUCGUAAUCAUUAAAAUAUAUCUCUGAGUGCAGCAUUUAAUAACAUAAUUUAUCAUAACUGGAAUUGAUCUAUCUUUAACAUGAGAUUUGUUAAAUGUUCUUAACCUUAUUUCUCUAUACAUUGUAAAAAUUCAAUAUGAUAUUUCAGUUACUCUAGUUGUUAUCGAUAUAGCCUGUCAAUUUAUUACACCGGCGGCGUAUCGCCUACCGAGGGUACGAUUACAUUCACUUCAGUAUUGUAAAUAGACAACUUAUGUAAGUAAAAUACUUGAUUAUUGUAAAUAAGAUGAGAGUGUGUCAGCGGGGCUGGUGGCUCGCCCGCUGCCCCCUGCACGCCCUCUAUAGGAUAUUUAUUAAUUUAUGAUCGUAGAUGUAAGUGACAUAAUGUAGCGCGUCAUCUUGUCAUUUUAUUGUAAUUACCUAAUUAGUUGCUACAAGUACUAGGUACUUAAGUUUAUUCUGUACAAAUUUUUAAAUAUAUUGUUGGUUAAUUGUGA